GCGGUGUCCGUCCUUUCUGGCGCUGGAUGAGCAGCGACGGAGGACCUCACGCCGAGAAGGACCUCCACCACCAAGAGGAACAUGUCGUCCCAUGGGACAUCAUCGCUCGCGAACUUGCUGGCCCGCCGCGCCACUUCCACGAUGACUUUUUGCAGGCGCUCCAACCUUCGUUCAUGGAACUAGCCGCGAAGAACAGCAUGUUGCUGUCCGAUCAACUGACGCACUUUCUCAGUCGAGAGUUCCCAUCCGAUGCUGCCCCAUCCACAGGAUACGCAACCUAUGCGCGCCGCGUCGUGGAACACAUCCAUCGCAUGCGCAUGGAAGCUCCCGUGUUCACGUCGAACGUUGACCAAGAUGCAUGCAUAAAGCACCCGAGCACGAUCUCCAACCAGUACAUUUCAUUCAUGGAACUCAAGACGGCGCUCCAGAUACCGUCGAUGAUUUCCCAUCGACUCGCCACCCUCGACCCGUACGCGUUGUGCCCCAGCGUCAUGUCGCCUCCUCCCGUGCAUCAUGCUUCGUCGCUCCUCCGUCCACGUCCGUUGAUCUUUCCACCUGCACAUCAUCCCUCCAAGGCGGCGCCGAGUCCGCGCGAUUUCCGCGCCAACGUGUGCAAGCGCUCACGGAAAUGGCUCGGCGGCCCUCCUCGGCCGCGCAUCCUCGUCGUCAAGGGCGAUGUCGUGGAGCUGUUCAAGAAAGGCGACAAGAAGAAGGCGAGCAAGACCGUCCAAGUCGCGUCCAUCGACACCAUCACGUCGUCUACCACCUCGUCGUUCGAGUUCACACUGCGCAUGAAGGAUGGCACGACGCUCGUGCUAACGUGUGAUUCUCGGGAAUCUAUGCGUCAUUGUAUGGCGGAAAUCGCGACCACUUGCCUCGUGCAUGCCGCCCUGGACACGGGCCAACCGGCGUCGGUGCUUUCGAAAUCUGUCCUCAGAAGCGGCGGCGUCUCGCGCUUCUUGUCGUCAUCCACAGACGUCAUUGGGGUCAUGGCGGCGAAUGAGAAGAGCUUCUCCCGCGUGGCGGCGUUGGUGGCGGCGGGGGCAUCCUGCCGUCCGCUGCUUCGGUGGUCGUUUGCGUCCAUGUUGUUCUUGACUUCAUUAUCGUCAUCGCCGCCGCUCCAUCGUCGCAAUAUGCUCGACUUGUUUCUGCAGCAUCAGUUGCCUCUGGAUGCCGUGGGGGAUGAUCAUGAUGGCGGCGGCGGGUGGUCACUGCUGCAGUACCUCUGUCUUGUGCGAAAUGUAUCGAGUGUCGAACGGUUUCUCACAGAGCUACGUACCCACCAUGAUCAUCAAGGACAUUUGCUGCUACGAUGUCUUGCGCAUGUGAAUGCUGCCAAUGACUCGGUGCUACAUAUCGUGUUCAAAACCAAGUCGACCCCAUCGCUCCAUCAGGACUAUAUCGACGCAAGCGAACGCGGAUCCACUAGUAUCGUCAACCCCAUCCUCACAACAGUAUUGCCAAGUCCGCCGCGGCAAAAAGAACAACAACAUGAAGAUGUAGAUGCUGCUUCUGAGCGGAUUGGAUGCCUCUUACUCCAAGCUGCCUUGACCACCGUUCAUUGGCCGAUCGAAACGUCAAACCAACCGAAACAGAUGGACUCGUACCAUCAUGAGUCUUGGGUCAAUCAGUGCGAUGGCCAUGGCGAUACAUUGCUACAUGCAGCCAUCCGAGCUCGAAUGUGGACAUGCGUCGACUUGCUCGUCAAGUUGCAUGCGUCUCCGACCGUUGUGGACGCUCAGGGCAACACGGCGAUUCACUUGGCAUUAAAAGCACACGCCCCCACCGCCGUCAUCUGUCGACUCAUUCGAUCGUCCACUAUGAGUCGCCGACACCCCCCCCCCGCCGCCAACAAUCAUAGUAAUAAUCCUGCCCAACCAAAACCAAUCCAAACCACCAGCUCCCAAAGAGGAUUCGAACAGCGCGAUCUACAUGGAGAUACGGCGCUGACGCUGGCUUUACAGACUCGCCAUGAGCUGGUCGUAGUGUGUCUGCUCGAACAUGGCGCCGAGCCCAACCCUCCUCGUUCAAUUCCUUCAUCGUCAUUAUCAUCAUCGGCGGCCACAUCCGACUCUCCGCUGCAUGUUGCCAUCAAGACGGGGAUGCCGGUUGCCGCGCGGGCGCUGGUAGAGCAUGGAGCGGCGUGGCAUGUUAAGGACUGUGAAGGGUCGUCCCCACUCCCUUUAGCCAUUCGAUACGGCAUGUACGCUUUGGCGUACGAUCUCUUGAUUGCAAUGGCCACCAAUCAAGAAGGCGGAAACGCGGGCAGCUUGUUUGUAUGGGUGGAGGACGAAUCGGUCGUGGGGCUGUGCUUGAAGGCAGGACAGCUGGAAAUGGCGGCGCUGGUGCUGGAUAUGGGCGGCCUACGAGCCCUCCAAGAAGGGUUGGAUAUGAACAAGAAGCACGAGAGUGUGCUGCAUGAUGUGAUGAAACUGCGUAUGUCGAUGUUGCACAAUCAAGAAGCAGACGGAGAAGCGCAACCCCUCGGCAGGCGAAACACACGACCAACGCCCAAUCCACUACUACUACGACGACGACGCGUCACGAGUACUAGUAGUACUACUACUACUAGUAGUCAUGGUUUGCAUCACGCGUGGCCGGGGGGUAGUUCACACGACUCGUCAAAUGCCCACGACUAUCCCCCACCGCCGCCGUCUGCCCGUACAAAACGAAGCCGCGCUAAAAGCAAAAGUGACAGCGAUAUCCUUGGCACGUUGCAGACUACUUGUAAUGUCGGCGACUGGACUCACCCGUGUGUCCAUGACGGCGGCGGCGGCCGCGGAUGCAUAAUCGUCCGUGUGCUCGACGGCAUGAUCCUCGGGCUACUGCAACAACUGAACCCGUGUAUUUGCCUCUCUAAGCCCACCACUACCAGCACCACUACCAGCAGCACCAUCGGUCCAGACGCCGCGUCAUCACCCCACAGCAUGUACCAUCGCGAUUCGGGGGGGGGAUUUGAUUGGUCCAUGGACUACCCUCCCGACUGGUACACGCCGUUGCACAUGGCGGCAGCGGGCGGCCCACGGACCAAUCAAAUUCUCCGGUGGAUGCUCCUGCAAUUAAACCCGAAACAGCCGUCGUCUGCGACACCGUGUCACGCCAUACUUGGGUUUCUGGCGGAGACAGCACUUGUGGGGCCUUUGAACGAGACAGUGCUGCACGCUGCCAUCUCAUCUAGUUUUUCCACAUGGGAUUGCCGGAAUGCGCUGGACGUGGUCGAUUUUGUCAGUUCCUUGGCGUGUACUGACGACGACGACGACGACCGAGGGACGAACCAUGUGCUGCUGAUGCAAUUCUUGAACGCUACACGAACAGACGGCGCGUCGGCGCUGCAUUUGGUCGUCGAGAAGAUCAUGUCCAUAAAGAAUAAGUCGUCCAAGAUGAUGGACAUGUUGCAUCGACUGCUACAGAUGCAUGUGGACACGGAAGGAUGGAAUGCGGCGGGUCUGACGCCGCUCCAAGUGGCGAUUCAACAUGGCGGCGGCGCGGCGAUACUGGAGCGCAUGUUGAUGGACAAAGGGGGUGGAUGUGACAAGGACGGACGCGCAGAAGACGGACGUGUGCCCCUCAUGGUGGCGCUGCAAGCGAACAACGCCCAUGCAUUUCACAUGCUGUGGGAACGCGGGGCCAACGCCAACCUGGUCAUGCCGUACACUCGACACACUCUAUUAUGUACCUAUCAACAACAACAGCAGCAAUACCAUGAUCCCAGCAUUGUCGACGCGAUGAUUCAACGAGUUUUGGUGGCCAAAUCAUCGUCGCAGGAACAAGAGGACUGGACUAGCCCAUUGCAUGCCGACGCUGCGACACGGUUACCAGAUGGACGGCGGACAUCGGCGGCUGAGUUUCGAUCGUUCGAUCCUGUCGACACGAUUGGGAUACCAGAAAAGGUGGUAAAGCACAAACAAGAUGUGUCAAAGCAAGCGUGGGGCGUGCUGGCAAAUGAUCGCCAUUGGCACGACUUAUCAAGUCGAUUCAAACGAGAAGAACACUCGACGCUGCGGUUGGUGGCAGUGGAAGCCAAGCAGCAGGCGCGGACAUGGCUCUCCAAGCGCAUUGGCAAGCAAAAGAUCUUGGCGGAUGCGCUCGUGCUCCGGCAGCAACAUGUGGCUGAGCACGGCCGGGUGCUGGAUGCUGCCAUCGCGCACGACUUUGCUGAAAAAAUGUUUGUGGAUAAACACGUGGCCGACAUGGUAUCCGAAGCCAAACUCGAAAUUGAACGCGAAAAGCAAACGCUGAUGUACGAAAUGUCGGUCCAGGACGACGAACUGCGGACGAUCGCUCGACACGGACGGACAGUCCAAGGACAAUGUACUAGUAGUACUAGUACUAGUAGUACUAGUAGUAGUACCCUGGGUACGUCGACGCUACUGCAUCGCUUGGAAUUGUUUACCCGACAGAGGAUAGAUGACGAAACUGGUGACGAAGUUGGUGACGAGUAUCUCUUGCCUCUUGAUUAUGCCCGCAACACCAUGUGCUAAAUAGAGUGUAUGAUAAAAUCGCUAGUACUUAUCGAAGCUGUGAAACGCAACUAUAUGUAACACAAAGUCCGUUUGAUCGCCC
Aphanomyces astaci is the source of this 4563-nucleotide messenger RNA. RefSeq lists its product as hypothetical. Lineage: Eukaryota; Oomycota; Saprolegniomycetes; Saprolegniales; Verrucalvaceae. Gene Ontology annotation, molecular function: protein binding. The record is from RefSeq and is a predicted model, not a curated record. Bases 27 to 4481 code for a protein of 1484 amino acids. The transcript is spliced from 6 exons.